CAGGUGGUUCUGAUGUUGACUGCCGAUCUGGACGGGGAAGAUGAGAAGGAUAAAGGGGCGCUGGAUAACCUGCUGUCCCAACUCAUCGCUGAGCUUGGAUUGGACAAAAAGGAUGUCUCCAGAAAGAACGAGCGCACCCCUCUGAACGAAGUCCAUCUCGUGGUCAUGAGGCUGCUCAGCGUCUUUAUGUCUAGAACAAAAUCCGGCUCCAAGUCUUCCAUCUGUGAGUCCUCCUCUCUGAUAUCCAGUGCCACCGCCACUGCAUUGCUGAGCUCUGGCGCUGUGGAUUACUGCCUCCAUGUUCUCAAAUCUCUGCUGGAUUAUUGGAAGAGCCAGCAGAGCGACGAGGAACCUGUGGCCUCCAGUCAGCUCCUGAAACCUCACACCACAUCGUCCCCGCCUGACAUGAGUCCAUUCUUCCUCCGGCAAUAUGUCAAGGGCCACGCGGCAGACGUUUUCCAGGCCUACACCCCAGCUGCUCACCGAGAUGGUUCUCCGUCUGCCUUACCAGAUAAAGAAGAUUGCGGACACGAACUCCCGAAUCCCGCCACCCGUUUUUUUUGACCAUUCCUGGUUCUACUUCCUGUCUGAGUAUCUAAUGAUUCAGCAGACCCCGUUUGUUCGCCGCCAAGUUCGGAAGCUCCUCUUGUUUAUCUGCGGCUCAAAAGAAAAAUAUCGCCAGCUGAGAGAUCUGCACACCUUGGAUUCCCAUGUCCGCGGCAUCAAGAAGUUAUUGGAGGAGCAUGGCAUCUUCCUGCGAGCCGGGGUGGUGACGGCGAGCUCUGGAUCUGCGCUGCAGUACGACACGCUGAUCAACCUGAUGGAACAUCUCAAAGCCUGCGCUGAAAAUUGCGUCCCAGAGAACCAUCAACUGGCAGAAGUUCUGCGUCAAAGAUGACUCCGUCCUGUACUUCCUGCUCCAAGUCAGCUUCUUGGUGGGAUGAAGGUGUGUGUCCCCGGUGCUGCUGCAGCUCCUGUCCUGUGCCCUUUGUGGCAGUAAAAGUCCUCUCCGCAGCUUCAUCCUCUGCUUCCUCCAGCACUCCAUCCUCUGGCCAGCCAGGAUCACAGACCAAGUCUUCAACCAAGAAAAGUAAGAAAGAGGAAAAGGAGAAAGAGAAGGAAGGCGAGGGUUCGAGCAGCCAGGAGGAGCAGCUGUGCACCGCUCUUGUUAACCAGCUAAAUAAAUUUGCUGAUAAAGAGACAUUGAUCCAGUUCCUCCGCUGCUUCCUCCUCGAGUCAAACGCUUCCUCUGUGCGCUGGCAGGCUCACUGCUUAGCCCUGCAUAUAUAUACAGAAAUUCCAACAAGGCCCAACAGGAGCUUCUCCUGGACCUGAUGUGGUCCAUUUGGCCGGAGCUUCCAGCCUACGGACGCAAAGCUGCCCAGUUUGUGGAUCUCCUUGGAUAUUUCUCACUAAAGACACCUCAGACGGAGAAGAAGUUUAAGGAAUAUUCUCAAAAGGCUGUUGAGAUUCUCCGAACCCAAAACCACAUCCUGACCAACCACCCCAACUCCAAUAUAUACAACACCCUCUCUGGCUUGGUGGAGUUUGAUGGCUAUUAUCUGGAAAGUGACCCUUGUCUUGUUUGUAACAAUCCCGAGGUUCCGUUUUGUAACAUCAAGCUGUCAUCCAUUAAAGUGGACACCCGCUACACCACCACACAGCAAGUGGUCAAACUCAUCGGCAGCCACACUAUCAGCAAAGUGACCGUGAAGAUCGGAGACUUAAAACGCACUAAGAUGGUCCGAACCAUCAACUUGUAUUACAACAACCGGACUGUCCAAGCUAUUGUGGAGCUCAAGAACAAGCCCGCUCGCUGGCACAAAGCUAAGAAGGUUCAGCUGACUCCCGGACAGACAGAGGUGAAGAUUGACCUUCCACUCCCCAUUGUUGCCUCCAACUUGAUGAUCGAAUUUGCGGAUUUCUACGAGAACUACCAGGCAUCCUCAGAGACUCUGCAGUGCCCACGCUGUAGUGCUUCAGUGCCAGCCAAUCCCGGUGUGUGUGGAAAUUGUGGCGAGAAUGUGUACCAAUGCCACAAGUGCAGAUCCAUUAAUUAUGAUGAAAAAGAUCCGUUUUUGUGCAACGCUUGCGGCUUCUGCAAGUACGCCCGUUUUGACUUCAUGUUGUACGCCCGGCCUUGCUGUGCUGUAGAUCCCAUUGAGAAUGAAGAGGAUCGGAAGAAGGCCGUGACGAACAUUAACACUUUGCUGGACAAAGCUGACCGCGUCUAUCAUCAGCUGAUGGGCCACCGACCGCAGCUGGAGAAUCUUCUGUGUAAAGUCAAUGAAGCGGCUCCUGAGAAGCCCCAGGAUGAUUCAGCCAACGCCGGAGGGAUUAGCUCCACCUCCGCCAGCGUCAAUCGUUAUAUACUGCAGCUGGCACAGGAGUACUGUGGGGACUGCAAAAACUCCUUUGAUGAGCUUUCCAAGAUCAUACAGAAAGUCUUUGCCUCUCGGAAGGAGCUUUUGGAAUAUGAUUUGCAGCAGAGAGAAGCCGCUACCAGGUCCUCUCGCACCUCCGUGCAGCCCACGUUCACCGCCAGCCAAUACAGAGCCUUGUCUGUUCUCAGCUGCGGUCACACCUCCUCCACCAAGUGUUAUGGCUGUGCGUCCGCCGUGACAGAGCACUGCAUCACUCUGCUCCGCGCCUUGGCCACCAACAGCACCAUACGCCACAUCCUGGUGUCACAGGGCCUCAUUCGGGAACUGUUCGAUUACAAUCUCCGCCGCGGCCCGGCAGCCAUGCGAGAUGAGGUGCGCCAAGUCAUGUGCCUCCUUACCAGGGACAAUCCAGAAGCCACUCAGCAAAUGAACGAUUUGAUCAUCGGGAAAGUGUCGACGGCACUCAAAGGACACUGGGCCAAUCCAGACUUGGCCAGCAGUCUGCAGUAUGAGAUGCUGCUGCUCACAGACUCCAUCUCCAAGGAAGACGGCUGCUGGGAGCUGCGCCUCCGCUGUGCUCUCAGUCUCUUCCUGAUGGCCGUGAACAUUAAGACUCCAGUUGUGGUGGAGAAUAUCACUUUAAUGUGUCUCCGAAUCCUGCAAAAGCUCAUUAAACCACCAACACCGACGAGCAAGAAGAAUAAGGAUGUUCCGAUUGAAUCUCUGACCACAGUGAAGCCGUACAGCAAUGAGAUCCAUGCUCAGGCACAGCUCUGGCUCAAGAGAGAUCCCAAAGCAUCGUAUGAGGCCUGGAAGAAGUGUCUACCCGCCAGAGGGAUUGACAACAGUGGAAAAACCCUGAGCAAAGCAGAACUGAGGCAGCUCUACCUGCAGGAGAAAUAUUCAUGGAAGUGGAAGCAAUUCCUGAGCAGGAAGGGGAAGAGGCCGACUCCUCUGGAUCUUAAACUUGGACAUAACAACUGGCUGAGACAGGUGCUGUUCACCCCGGCUACCCAAGCAGCACGACAGGCCGCCUGCACCAUUGUCGAGGCCUUGGCUACCUUCCCGAGCCGCCGUCAGCAAGUUCUGGAUCUUCUUACCAGCUAUUUGGAUGAGCUGAGUGUGGCUGGUGAAUGUGCAGCUGAGUAUCUGGCCUUGUAUCAGAAGCUCAUCAAGCCGGCUCAUUGGAAGGUGUACCUCGCUGCACGGGGCGUCCUGCCUUACGUCGGAAAUCUCAUCACCAAGGAAAUCGCUCGAUUGUUGGCGCUGGAGGAGGCAACGCUCAGUACAGACCUGCAGCAGGGCUACGCCUUGAAAAGCCUCACAGGCCUUUUAUCCUCGUUUGUGGAAGUUGAGUCCAUUAAGCGUCAUUUCAAGAGUCGCCUGGUGGGAACGGUGCUGAACGGCUACCUGUGUCUGAGGAAACUGGUGGUGCAGAGGACCAAACUGAUCGAUGAGACGCAGGACAUGCUGCUGGAGAUGCUGGAAGACAUGACAACAGGCACCGAGUCGGAAACCAAGGCUUUCAUGGCUGUUUGUAUUGAGACUGCCAAGCGAUACAGCCUGGACGAUUACAGGACUCCCGUUUUUAUAUUUGAAAGACUGUGCAGCAUCAUAUACCCGGAGGAGAAUGAAGUGACAGAGUUCUUUGUGACUCUGGAGAAAGAUCCCCAGCAGGAAGACUUCCUACAGGGCCGAAUGCCGGGGAAUCCCUACAGCAGCAAUGAGCCGGGCAUUGGACCUCUAAUGAGGGACAUCAAGAAUAAGAUCUGCCAAGACUGUGACCUCGUGGCCCUAUUGGAAGAUGACAGCGGGAUGGAGUUGCUGGUGAAUAACAAGAUUAUCAGUUUGGAUCUCCCUGUAGCCGAGGUGUACAAGAAGGUGUGGUGCCCAACUAAUGAGGGGGAACCUAUGAGAAUAAUCUAUCGAAUGAGAGGACUGCUGGGUGAUGCCACGGAGGAGUUCAUUGAGUCUCUUGACUCCACUACAGAUGAGGAGGAGGAUGAAGAGGAAGUGUACAAAAUGGCUGGAGUGAUGGCACAGUGUGGAGGACUGGAGUGCAUGCUAAAUCGCCUAGCUGGCAUCAAGGACUUUAAACAGGGCCGUCACCUUCUGACCGUUCUUCUCAAACUCUUCAGUUAUUGUGUGAAGGUCAAAGUGAACCGGCAGCAACUGGUGAAGCUGGAGAUGAACACUUUGAACGUCAUGUUAGGCACGCUCAAUCUGGCCCUGGUGGCGGAGCAGGAGAGUAAGGACAGUGGAGGAGCUGCCGUGGCUGAACAGGUCUUGAGUAUAAUGGAGAUUAUCCUGGAUGAGUCCAAUGCUGAACCACUAAGUGAAGACAAGGGUAAUCUGCUGCUCACUGGAGACAAGGAUCAGCUGGUGAUGCUUUUAGAUCAGAUUAACAGCACGUUCGUCCGCUCCAACCCCAGUGUGCUGCAGGGUCUCCUGCGGAUCAUCCCCUACCUGUCCUUUGGUGAGAUGGAGAAGAUGCAGAUCCUAGUGGACCGAUUCAAGCCGUACUGCACCUUUGAGAAGUAUGAUGAUGAACACUGCGCCGAUGACAAAGUCUUCCUGGACUGUUUCUGUAAAAUCGCAGCCGGCAUCAAGAACAACAGCAAUGGGCAUCAGCUGAAGGACCUCAUCCUGCAGAAGGGCAUCACGCAGAACGCCCUGGACUACAUGAAGAAGCACAUCCCCAGCGCCAAGAAUCUGGAUGCCCGAUAUUUGGAAGAAAUUCCUGUCUCGCCCGGCUCUUCCCUUUAUUCUGCGUCUGCUCCGAGGAUUGGCCACCCAGCACCCCCCCACACAGGCCCUCAUUGGCACGGAUUCCAUCACCAACCUCCACAAGCUGGAGCAAGUGUCCAGCGACGAAGGGAUUGGGACCUGGCUGAGAACCUGCUGGAGGCGCUCCGAGAACACCCGGACGUCAAUAAGAAGAUUGACGCUGCGCGGAAAGAGACCCGUGCCGAGAAGAAACGCAUGGCCAUGGCGAUGAGGCAGAAAGCAUUGGGGACUCUUGGAAUGACGACUAAUGAGAAGGGUCAGGUGGUCACAAAGACGGCUCUGCUGAAGCAGAUGGAGGAGCUGAUCGAGGAACCUGGACUGACCUGCUGUAUCUGCAGAGAGGGCUACAAGUUCCAGCCCACCAAAGUGCUCGGCAUCUACACGUUCACAAAGCGCGUCUCCCUGGAGGAGGCGGAGAACAAACCGCGCAAGCAGCAGGGCUACAGCACGGUCUCUCACUUCAACAUUGUGCACUAUGACUGCCAUCUUGCCGCUGUCAGGUUAGCUCGCGGACGGGAAGAAUGGGAGAGUGCGGCUCUACAAAACGCCAACACGAAGUGUAACGGCCUGCUUCCUGUGUGGGGGCCGCAUGUUCCAGAGUCUGCGUUUGCCACCUGCUUGGCCAGGCACAACACCUACCUGCAGGAGUGUACUGGCCAGCGGGAAAACCUACCUACCAACUCAACAUCCACGACCUCAAGCUGCUUUUCCUCCGUUUCGCUAUGGAACAGUCAUUCAGUGCAGACACUGGAGGAGGCGGGCGGGAGAGCAACAUACACCUCAUCCCAUACAUCAUCCACACCGUGCUCUAUGUCCUCAACACAACCCGGGCCAUUUCCAGAGAGGAGAAGAACGUUCAAAGUUUUCUAGAACAGCCCAAAGAGAAGUGGGUGGAAAGUGCCUUUGAGGUGGAUGGGCCCCAUUAUUUCACUGUGCUGGCGUUACAUCUCCUACCGACUGAAAAAUGGAAGACCAUCCGCAUCGAGGUGCUGCGGCGGCUGCUGGUUGUCAGUCACGCGAGAGCCGUGCCACCGGGCGGAGCAAACAGGUUGACGGAUAAAGCAGCGAAAGAUUACUCAGUGUACCGUUCCAGCCUCUUGUUCUGGGCGUUGUCGACCUCAUUUAUAACAUGUUCAAGAAGGUACCUAUCAGUAACACGGAGGGAGGCUGGUCCUAUUCCCUGGCAGACUACAUUCGGCUCAGCGACAUGCCGAUCUACGAGGCUGCAGACAAAGCCCUGAAAACCUUCCAGGAAGAGUUCAUGCCGGUGAGAGUCGUUUCUCGAGUUCAUCGAUGUGGCUGGGCUUUUAUCGGAGAUCAGUGACCCUGACGGCUUCCUGAAGGAUCUUUUGAACUCGAUCCCCUGA
Staurois parvus is the source of this 6538-nucleotide messenger RNA. The record is from the annotation of a GenBank genome assembly. Lineage: Eukaryota; Metazoa; Chordata; Amphibia; Anura; Ranidae.